Molecule: messenger RNA, 1431 nt
Organism: Triticum turgidum subsp. durum (durum wheat)
Lineage: Eukaryota; Viridiplantae; Streptophyta; Magnoliopsida; Poales; Poaceae
Source: the annotation of a GenBank genome assembly
AUGGUCGGAGCUACUCAGGAGGAGAAGGAGAUCGAGGAACUCUGCUGUGAGCAACAGGUCGAGAACGAGGAGAAGAAGGAGGUGCUGUCUCAUGAGGAUGAUGAGGAAUCUGAUGAUGAUGGUGAUGGAGGCGAAUCGAGCUCCAUGAUCUCCAAGCGCCAGAUCAGGAAGCUCUGUGAGGAAUUGCAAGCGACCUUGUCUUUGUUGAGGAUAGACAUUGAGCCAGCAGCCCCGCUAAGGGAAGACGACACCGGCGAGUGGCCGUUGCCGACAAUCCACUCCAUAUUAGAGCAGUUCAAGGACCUGCGCCGCCGCACCUCCAGGCUGAGGGGGAAGCUGCUGCCUUUCAUGGAAAGGUACGAGGAGGAGCAGGCUAAGCGGCACACGUACGAGGGUCUCGACGAGGAAGAGAAGGCGAGGAGGAUGAUGGAGCAGGAAGAGGAGUUCUUCGACAGCUACCGCCAAGGCACCGAGUUCUCAUCCCGCCGCGUCACAUUCGAGCAGCAGACUACAUUGAGCCCCAUGUACUUCACGCAUUGGACGCCCGGACUGCCCCUACCCUACAAUGCUGAGACGGAAGGGGUCAGCGUGCAGGUCUACUCUUUCAAGAUCACCGAGAUCAUGUGCGAUCUGCGGUGGCCGCUCCAAGUGUAUGGCGUCGUCGCCGCACGAGACAGCUCGGACCGCAAGCGCAACAUCAUCUUUGAUCGGCCGAGGCACAACUGCCAGAAGCUCACCUCAGAUGAUCCCUUUUUGCGCUUGACCGGCCCGUCUCGGGCGAUUAUGGCUCUGAGCCCCGUUGACUUUGAGGUCCAGCUGAAACUUAAGGGCGCGACGCCGUCAACAGACAGAUCACUGAUGAACAUUAGAGAACAUUACAUAGGUAGUACUAGUGCUGACGGUUUAGAUACUCUCACCUUUGAAAACUGCCUUUGCACAGCGGAGCUAAGAGUGGAGCAACUUUCUGGAUCGGUCCAGGCCACUUUGGUGAGUGUCCGCGUCGUCGGUGGAGGUCCAUGGCCUUUUGAACACGGAGGACGGAUUGCUUGCUCCUCACCACCUCAUGAAGUUGUGUGCGUGGAUCCUAAAGGCAUUGCACAAGUUGUUGAUGAUUCUUCAUGCUUCCAAGUUGUGCUGCUCGAUUCUCAUGACUCUGUGUGUGGAAAAAUGCCAGUUGGCAAAUAUGGUUACCUCGAUCUGUCAAGACGGCUUGUUUCUGUCGAACUACGGAAAGAGAACUCCAGGCAAUUCAAAGAUAGCCUGAAAGUUUUCUUUCAAGCCUACUCAGAGUCUGGUGGUAUUGCUGCACAAGCUCAUGUCAAGAUCAGGCCCAAGACUUGCAACAUAAGUCAGCACACUUGUGAUCUUGGUGGAUCUAAGCUGGAGAUUACUGUUGCUUGGUCAGCCAUUGUUAGGACCGACCUAUGUUAG